UGGUUUGGGAAUGAGAACUAAGAGACAAAACUUCACACGCCAGGGCUGCCAGUCUGCUUUGCCGGAUCUUCUGCAAUCUAAACUCCGUAAAGACUGCAUGGUGGCAGCGGAGUGGAAUGCACUCACCUGGGCAAGCUUCGGAAAAUGGGGAAACGAGGGGGGAGCUGCCAAAGCAGGUGAACGGCCCAGAAAGCUGCAGAAAUGGUGUCGGCGGCCAUCUUGGGGAGGAGGUGGAAUCCUUCCUGAGUGACGCUGGCUCGCUCGACAGCUUUGAUGACCUUACCAAAGUGAAUCCUGUCACCACUGCGACAGUCCUGAAAUGCUUGCAAGCCAGGUACACCGCAGACGUCUUUUACACCAACGCCGGCUGCAGCCUCGUGGCCGUCAACCCCUUCCAGCCAAUGCCGUCACUCUACUCGCAUGAACUCAUGAGAGACUACCAUGCUGCCCCCCAUCCUCAGGAAUUAAAACCUCACAUUUUUGCGGUGGCCGAAGAAACCUACCGAAAUGUCAAAAGCCAGAUCCCACCUGUGAACCAGUCCAUAAUCGUUAGCGGCGAAAGCGGUGCAGGGAAGACCUGGACGUCACGAUGCCUGAUGAAGUUUUACGCUACUGUAGCCUCUUCGUCCUCCGCCCCCGAAGGCAGCGUUGAAGUGGAGAGAAUAGAGAAAAGGGUGCUGGAUUCUAAUCCUGUGAUGGAGGCCUUUGGAAACGCAUGCACUCUACGGAACAAUAACAGUAGCCGUUUUGGGAAGUACAUCCAGCUUCAACUGAGCAGAUCACAGCAUCUGACCAGCGCUUCCAUUCAGACAUUCUUACUGGAGAAAACCAGAGUUGCCUAUCAGCCCCCUCAAGAAAGGAACUUCCAUAUUUUCUACCAGGUUUGUACCAGGAUUUAA
This is a messenger RNA of Sphaerodactylus townsendi, 899 nucleotides long. It is a transcript of the gene MYO19, whose product is annotated as myosin XIX. Gene Ontology annotation, biological process: vesicle transport along actin filament; actin filament organization. The record is from RefSeq and is a predicted model, not a curated record. The coding region runs from base 117 to 899 and encodes 260 amino acids. Gene Ontology annotation, cellular component: myosin complex; cytoplasm; actin cytoskeleton. Gene Ontology annotation, molecular function: microfilament motor activity; actin filament binding; ATP binding. NCBI's taxonomy places the organism in Eukaryota, Metazoa, Chordata, Lepidosauria, Squamata, Sphaerodactylidae. The transcript has 8 exons.